Molecule: messenger RNA, 4803 nt
Organism: Dermacentor silvarum
Lineage: Eukaryota; Metazoa; Arthropoda; Arachnida; Ixodida; Ixodidae
Exons: 4
Coding region: 760-1509 (249 amino acids)
Source: RefSeq, a predicted model, not a curated record
UGACACACAUACGCGCGAGUGCGAGUACAGUUGGAGCGUAACGGAUAUCUUUCCCAUCUUACGCGCAGUGUCCGGUGCUAGGAUACGUGCGCAUCCGGGACUGCCCUGUGUGUACUCUAGCGCAGCGCGACGUUGUAUUCUACUAAGCUGCGCGGUCCUGCAGCAUAGUCGGUUGGCCGGCAGCAUACCUGUACGGUUCGCUGAGCACCACCACGUGCAUUCUAUAUACUCUUUUCGCAGAUGGGCACUCGCACAGCGCGUCUCAUUCUAGCUGGGCCGUUCCAUUUCCGCUCGGACCAGACAGACGUUAAGAACAGCCGAUCCGGUGGGUCGAUCAGUCGAGAAAGGAGCCGCGCGCACCGAUCGCCAAGGUCCCUGGCGGACGCGCAUCGUGUGUUUGGAGAGCGGGAGAAAGCUCCGGCAAAGAAAGCCACGGGUGGAAGCUCCGGUCAGUGCGUGCCGCGUUUAGCAACGCCUCGGCAGCGAAGCGUGCUCCUUCCGUGGAGGAUCCCGUCACGCCGGGCGGCCGAUCAAGGACCGUGUGCGGCUGGCGGCGGCGAGCGCCGUUCUGCCCUCUGGCGUGACGGCCGACGCAUUCCGCGGGAGCCGUUGACCCGUCGACCGAGGGCCUGCCUCGGCUGCUUGCUGCACGGGCAGCAGCAGCAGCGGCGACGGCUGGCUGGCUGACCGGUGUAUGCCCGUGCAGGAUUCCGGCCUUGAGCCCUGGGCCAUGGCCGGGACGUCCCGGGCGGCGCCGUGAUGUCGAGCUCGGCGAGCCUCGAGGCGUCCGCCACGCCGCCAACGCUCAAGAUGUCCAGCCGGCAGCUGCUCAACGUCAGCUCGCUCAGCAAGCACUCGGCGGCCGCGGGCGGCGGGGGUACGCCGCUGCUCGUGGCCGAUGCGCGCAGGCGCCUGCAACUGGCGUCCGCGUCCCGGCUCGCAGUCCACCAACUACUGGGCUCGCUGGCGCUGCUGUGCCUCCUGUCGCUGCUCAUGGCGUUCCUCGCGCUCUUCUUCUUACAACGCGUGGCCAGCGCGGGCCCCCAGAACUCCGACAGCCCGGAGGAACACCUGGCCCUCUACCAGGUGGCCGUUGCCAUGAGCACGCUCACCAUAUCACUCAACCUGUGCUGCCUGUUCGUCUGCUGCAUCCAGUUCCUGCUCGGCGUCAAGCUGCUCCGGACGCCGAAUGGACUCGACAGGACAAACAUGUUCAUCAAGAGGAGCUCACAUACCCGUGUGCUGGCUAUUGCCGGCUUUUUCUUGUCAAUACCAGUCUUUUUCACAGGAGUAAUCCUCUUCACAUUCAUCCACUUCCACGAGCUGCCAGCCAUCGUAACCAGUGUUGUGAUUGGACUGGGCAUUGUCUUCUGUGGUGUGGCCUCCGUCCACAACGUCUACCUCUGGCAGUGGGAGAAGACCUGUGCCACUCGCGAACUCGUUGAGAGCCGAGCACUUGGUGUGCAGCCGGACUUGACCCACACCCUUGAGCUCUCAACACUGGUGUGACUGUGUGUGUGAUGACACAAGCUACAAGUGACUGACUGCCGCAAGAAAUGGAGGCCAUUCAGGAAUGGGGAACCAUCACAAGCAGUGCCCCUGGCUCACAAUGAUUUGUGCAGUGUCAUAGGGCUUUGCUAGCACAUGGUAAGAGAAGCUAGUCAGCAUGGGGCCUCUCCUAUGUAUGGAAAGCUCAUUCUACACCUCGUACAACUUCUGCUAAUCUGCUGGACCCUAUCAUGAUAAAAGAUUGAAAGUUGCCUGCAAAAUUUUAGUCAAGUUUAAUUCAUAAUCUUUAACUAUAGACACUUGCGCAGUGCAGCAUUGUUUCCAGGUUUUGAGUCUCUCUGAUCACUUUACACUGAGUCACAGUGUUUUUCCUUUCAUAAGUCCAGUUUCCUUAAUAUGCCUAAAGUACUUGGAGCAGCAGGGCCAUCAGCCUAGCACUGCUUAAAUGAAAGUGUACAUUGCUGCCCCCACAAGGCACAUCAAUUCAUCCAAGCCCUACAAUCAAAACUAUGGUGUAGUCAUGAGCAAUUUCUGCAUCAGGCAUGUAGACUGAGGAAAACAGGAGGGCUUAAUACAUACUUUUGUUUCUUUCCCUUGUUUAGCACCUAACUUCAACUUAAGCUCAACUUUAACGAAGUUUCACAUGUAAAUUAUGAUGUACCGUGCCAUGACUCCGUGCCAUGGCAAGUUUCAUGAACUGUAACUGUGAGAGAGAGGCACAUCAUGGCUUGCUUUUCUUACUCUUCUAGCAGCCUUCUAGGCCAGCAUUCUCAACCACAGAAAAGCUUGCAGUGAUGGGAAGUUGAAACAGGGUGAAUGAAGUGAUCUGCAGGAUUUACAGUACUUAUUCUGAUAGGACAAGACACGGUGUAAAGAGUUAGCAUGCUGAACAGCAGUUAGUUUAGGAAGUGGGCAGUACAAUUAGCUAUGGGCAAUUAAAAGAGGAUUAAUUAUAUCCUCCACUAAUGCUUACGUAAAAGGACGAGAUGUGUUGACACAUCAACGUGAAACCUCCAUGUACUUAGAUUUAUGUGCAAGUUAAAAAAACUCUAGGUGGUCAGAUUUAUUCCAGAACCUGGGUGUUGAGACAAGAGAAUGCCACCAGCUGUUGUUAUUCUGUUGAAACAGGGUGAAUGAAAUGCUCCGCCUGAAGAAAGUUCUUAUACUGAAUUUAAAGUGUUGGUUUUCACUUGUUGAACAGCAUGUCCAAAAUGUAGGAUGCAAGAUCUCUUUGGGACCAGAAGAAAAUAAGCGGCUGUAACCUUUUAACUCUCAGACUAUUUUGGUUGCUGCAAAAUGCUCUUUAACUGUAAGUAAGCAAGAAGCAGCAACUCAUCAGAAAAUAGAAAUUAUGACAUCACAUAUGCACAGUGUUUCCAUUUGUAAAUUUUAAAAACUUAUCAGCUUUUAUUUUCAUUGUUGUACACAAUGUUACGAUUGGUACACUGCAGGUUUACAGUGAAUCAGUGCAACCUUACAUGUUGCAGUUCAGCUAAACUUUUCUAACUCAGAGGUUUACCAGCAACAAAGUCACCAGCUACUAGAGAUCAUUCAUUCAUCAAAAAUUGCAAACUACUCAUCAAGUGAUAUGAUGCACCAUGCCAUUACUGGCUGAUCUUCAAGCGUAGAAACUAUGUUUGCAAUGUAUAUCAUUCAGCUAAGUGAGCUAUUAAUGGAUGAUUUAGAAAGAACAUUUGUACAAUAGAAAUUGUUCUUGCUAUGUGCCAUCUAGACCAAGCAGGCUUCAUUCAGUAGCUCAGUGUAAAAUGCAGAAACCAGCAUAAGUGCCGAGAAUGACUACGAUGCUCCAAACAGAUGAAUAGAGCAACCUUUUGCUGUCAUGGCAACCUCUAUACAUACAUGUUUUCUCUUGUUCAAGACAGUGGUAGCACGAAAGCACAAAACCAUGUUGUGCCUUAUAAUUAUAACACUCUGCAAAAGAAAAGGAAAGAAUUGCUACCAUUUCACAUUAGAGCAUGAAUGCCAAGUUAUGCAGAGAUAAGCGAACCACUUAUAAAUGACCGUUCCAGUUAAACAGUUCAUUCAGUUCUGCCCAAAUUUGGCUUAAAAGUAGCAUUGUGCAGUGCGUUUUGUUUAAUACCAGGUUUGCCCACAGUAACUAGGCUGUUUUCUCCAGUACGAAUAGAAAGCACUGUAUGCAGCGAUGCUGGGCAUAAAAAACUGAUUUACCCACGGUAAAGGGAACGGAGGCAUUUACUGUUCCUAAACCUAACACUGCAAGUGGAUGAUGUACAUUUCCGGUUCAUUAAUGUGAAAUGGAAAUUUAAUGCAUCCAAACUUGGCAAUAAUUAAACAAAAUCCACUAGAAAGACAUCACCUUUACGUGCAAUUAUAGAAAGCAGACAAGUGACCGGUUUAGACACAAGAACCAUUUAUUUCAGGCUCUGCUAUUUUUACACGUGAAAGGUGGAAGCAAGCAUUUGUGUUGGUAGAAACAUGCAUGUUCUGCAUUGGAUGGGCAUUUCUUCCUGCAUCACAAUACACGAACCUAAUUUGAUGUAAAGUUCAUUUAAUUAGAGUAGACCACCUAGUGAAAAGGUCGAGUACAGUGGAGAGCAGAACACUGGGACCUGGUAAACACGUAUGCAUGAAGAUGCAUAUGAGUUGCACAAUACUCAUUUAUGUGAACAUUUUUCUGGAAAGUCCGUGCCCUCCUUGUUGAAUGAAAGUAUGAACACAUGGCACUUUAGCCUGCAGUAGAGGCCAGUUUCAUGUGACAUUUGCUGCACUGAAUGCACUCAUGGAUUAUCAGCUUGAUCUAAAGUACCGUGCUUGAGACCAUGCUUGCCUUAUGGUUGUUGUACCCCUGUUGUAAAUGACAACCAUUGUGUGUCCUUUGAGGAGGCCUCUCUGUUGCCAUGUCAAGUGUGCUGUGUUAUAGCUAGCGCUGUUAUACAACUGUAGUCAAGCCACACUCAUGCUCUGUAUAGAAGCGACAUUCGCUUGCAAAGUAUUUUAUUUUGAUGUAUGAACACAGUUCAGCGGAGUGAAAAGAAAAAUGAAAUGACUGUUUUGUUACAAUAUAAACACACAUGGAAGAUAGAGCUGCGCAUGCACACAACAUUUUCUUUUUUUUUUUUUUUUUGGUGCUGCACACAUUUGUUGCCAAGUACAAAACUUUGCACCGACCACAGUGAUGAUGGUCAUGGGACCAAUUGCUUGUACAUAGAAAAUGAAUAUAAUGUUUCAUGCACAUUUCCGUUGCCUUGAUCUUUUCAAUCUCAACUGGCUUCAACAAGACAAGGGGCAUAAGGUUUAGAAAAAAAAGUUUUU